Dama dama (fallow deer) is the source of this 1922-nucleotide messenger RNA. Its product is annotated as zinc finger protein 322. The transcript has a single exon. The record is from RefSeq and is a predicted model, not a curated record. Lineage: Eukaryota; Metazoa; Chordata; Mammalia; Artiodactyla; Cervidae. The coding region runs from base 549 to 1757 and encodes 402 amino acids.
CAGCCAGGCUGAAAGGGCUCGGGAAGCUAGCUGGCCUUGUUGGCCCUUAAAUCGCAUACUGAAUGGCCUGGCCCCAGCUACCCUCGCCGAGCCGCGCAAAGAAGGAUGCUCCUGGCUCUCGUCGGCCUCCCAGGUUUGCUUUCUUUCUUUUCCCGAAGGUGGGCCCUUAGGUUCACCGUCCGGAGCCUGCGGCCGCCGGGAAAACCAAACCCCGAGUGUCCGGAGAGUAACCGGAAGUGCCCUCCCAGGCGGAGGGGCGGCGCCGGCUGCAGCCGGGGAGAGGGAAGAAUUGAGUAUUGUUAGUAACUAUGGACUGGAGACCUUUUGGAGCCAAAAGGAAGACAGUCUUGAGUCUUUCUUGUUAUGGGUUGUAAAUACCACAUAAAGAAUAAGUGCAUGUGAUGCUGGAAACUUGUAGAGAGGAACUACUCAUGACUGAAAGGCCUAAAACAGAUGUAUCUUUCAAGUUCUUAUCGAGAAAAUGACUAUGAAGAAAAUGAUGGGUCAGGAAGACCAGUGGAAAACUCCCUAGGAGAGAGCCAUAGAAAAUGUACACUUCAGAAGAGAGAGAGAAUCAGAGAACUCAAAAAAGGAAAAUAUAUCAUGUAUGCCCUCAGAAGGGUAAAAAGAUUUUUAUUCAUGUGCAUGAGAUUACUCAAAUAGAUGAUCAGAUAUACCAGUGCCUUGAACGUGAGCAAAACUUUUGUGAAAACUUAGCUCUUAUUAUGUGUGAGAGAACCCACACUGGGGAGAAACCUUAUAGAUGUGAUAUGUGUGAGAAAACCUUCAUCCAAAGCUCAGAUCUUAUUUCACAUCAGAGGAUCCACAGUUAUGAGAAACCUUAUAAAUGUAGCAAAUGUGAGAAGAGCUUUUGGCACCACUUAGCCCUUUCAGGACACCAGAGAACACAUGCAGGUAAAAAAUUCUAUACAUGUGAUAUCUGUGGCAAGAAUUUUGGUCAGAGCUCUGAUCUGCUUGUCCACCAGCGAAGCCAUACAGGCGAGAAACCGUAUCUGUGUAGUGAGUGUGAUAAAUGCUUCAGCCGAAGUACAAACCUCAUAAGGCACCGAAGAACUCACACAGGUGAGAAACCAUUUAAGUGUCUGGAGUGUGAAAAAGCUUUUAGUGGGAAAUCCGAUCUUAUUAGCCACCAGAGAACUCAUACUGGUGAAAGACCCUACAAAUGUAGUAAGUGUGAGAAAAGUUACCGACACCGGUCAGCCUUCAUUGUUCAUAAAAGAGUACAUACUGGGGAGAAGCCCUAUAAGUGUGGUGCCUGUGAGAAAUGCUUUGGCCAGAAAUCAGACCUUAUUGUACACCAGAGAGUCCACACAGGUGAGAAGCCGUAUAAAUGCUUGGAAUGUAUGAGAAGUUUUACCCGGAGUGCCAACCUCAUCAGGCACCAGGCAACUCACACUCACACUUUUAAAUGCCUUGAAUAUGAGAAGAGCUUCAGCUGUAGUUCAGACCUUAUUGUACAUCAAAGAAUUCACAUGGAAGAGAAACCGCAUCAGUGGUCUGCAUGUGAAAGUGGCUUCCUCCUAGGCAUGGACUUCGUUGCCCAACAGAAAAUGAGAACUCAGACAGAGGAGCUGCAUUAUAAAUACAGUGUCUGUGAUAAAAGCUUUCACCAGAGCUCAGCCCUUUUUCAACAUCAGACAAUCCACAUCGGUGAAAAACCAUAUAUCUGUAAUGUGGCUGAGAAAGAUCUUGAGCUCAGCCCUCCCCAUGUAUCAGAAGCCUCACAGAUGUCUUGACCAGACAAGAAGUUAUUAUACCAUAAACAAACAAACAAAAAAAGGUGUAUUUACAAUGUAAGAGAACUCAUUUAAGAUGGAGAACUCAAAGCAAAUCUCAGAUUUUCCUCAGAGCUCAGACUUUAUUGGGGACCAGAAAAUCUGCAGUUAUAGGAACCUGAGAAA